AUGAAUACAGCUAAGGUCACUUAUUUUUUGAAAAAGACAGCGAAAACCUUGGGCUGGAAGAUCGCGCCACGGGCCCACGGAAUGCGGUUGGGAUACGUUCUCAACUCUUCGAUCGGAGGAAUCGCGGACGACGAGAUCAUCAACUCCUGCCGUUGGAGAGACGACCAAAUGCUGAGAUAUUACAGAAAUCACCACUUAGAAGCGACGAAGCAUGGAUCGGCCUUCAAAAUAUACCAACAAAACGAGAAACUGAGACUGGGAGACAUCGAGGCUAAGAAAGCUUGGUGCGAAAGAUCGACACAAACACCGGAUUGGGAACCCCCUAAGAUGGUCCAAACUAAACUGAGAACAAUCAAGAAAAUGGCGGAUGGACAGACUCAGACGGAAGAAAUUACAUCCGAAAAUCAGGAGGAAACUUCUAUCUUCGAAAAAUUUCUGAGAGACUCUCGACACUAA
Molecule: messenger RNA, 456 nt
Organism: Oikopleura dioica
Lineage: Eukaryota; Metazoa; Chordata; Appendicularia; Copelata; Oikopleuridae
Source: the annotation of a GenBank genome assembly